Messenger RNA from Drosophila persimilis, 1116 nucleotides. RefSeq names its product lymphokine-activated killer T-cell-originated protein kinase. The transcript has 2 exons. The coding region runs from base 5 to 997 and encodes 330 amino acids. Gene Ontology annotation, molecular function: ATP binding; protein kinase activity. Gene Ontology annotation, biological process: protein phosphorylation. Lineage: Eukaryota; Metazoa; Arthropoda; Insecta; Diptera; Drosophilidae. The record is from RefSeq and is a predicted model, not a curated record.
AAGAAUGGAGACGCCGCCCCGUAGGUUGCGCGACUUAUCUCCGGAGAACGGGCAGGACAUCAGCUCCCCGAUUCGCAUCCCGGCAUCGUCAUCGAUGAAGACCCUGGGCUUUGGAAGCGGCGUGAAGGUCUACCGCCUGGACCGCUCGCCACGACGCGGCCAGAUCCGUACACCUUUGGCCGUCAAGAGAAUGACGCAAGAUGCCGUGGAGAAGAGGGAAAUGGUUUUCAACGAGCGAAUAUUGCACGAGGCGCAGAUCUUGGGGAAACUGAAGCACCCAAACAUUGUCGGCUUCUGUGGCCUGGUCACGUCGCUCGAAGGCCUGAACAGCCUGGUCCUGGAGAUAUGCGGCAACUCGUUGGGCUCCAUUCUGGACGAGCGGCACGAGGGCAAACUAGGGCCGCUGCCCGCCAAAUACACCACCAAAGUGAUCACGGACGUGGCCCGGGCCCUGGACUUUCUGCACACCGAUGCCCGGGUGCUCCACGGCGACCUCAAGUCCUUCAAUGUGCUCAUCAACGGCGAGUUCGAGAACUGCAAGCUGUGCGACUUUGGUGUGGCUCUGCCGCUGGACGAGCAUGGCCAGGUGCAGCUCCGCAGGAGUGGCAGUCUAUUCUACGAGGGCACGGGCUUGUGGGCGGCUCCGGAGGUGAUUACGCAGUCGGAGAUCUUGGACAACAAGGCUGACAUCUUCAGCUUUGGCCUUGUCAUUUACGAGACGCUGGCCCUGGUGCCGCCGCACACCCUGAACAUGGAUAUGUUUUGCGGUGAAAACAAGGAGAACCUGCCAGAUAAUGAUUUAAUCGAGGAUCUCUCCGAUCUCACGGAGAGCAGCCUCCUGCCCCCUUACGGGAUGCGGCCCGCUCUGCCAGUGGGAUUCCAGGUGAGCGAGGAACACGACAGCAUCGUCGCUCUGUUCUUCCUGUGCACGAAUGCCUCGUUGGAGGACCGUCCCGCUGCACGGACCAUUCUGCAGAGCUUUGAAAAAGGUCCCUAAGGGUCCACGACUAGAAUCAAGUUUCCUUCUACUGAUAUUCAUUGAAUACCCGACACAAGGUACAUAUGUAUAUGCUCCAUAGUUUCCCGAUCUUUUACCUUAAACAGUGCGACAAUAAC